GUGGAGGAGGGAGCCUCUGCUGUGUCCCCACCGCGCUUGGGUGCUGCUGUUGAAGCCACUCCUGCCGCCGCUGCUACUAGGGUUUGUCGUCGUAAGCCACGCGUUGCCGCCACUGGAGAAGCCUUGCGCGUCACCGUCAAGCUUGAAGAGGAAAGGCUGUGUCCCGCGCCACUGCCGUUCGAAGGGCUGAGCUUCGUCGCCGUUGAGUUGCUCUACUUCACCGUGGCUGAGCUCUGCCACCCCCGUUCUUUGGGCUUGUGGUGUUGCUGCGGGAAUCACUGCCGGAGCCGCCAUCACCGUGACCUUGUUGCUUCGGGUCAACCAUGUCUCUGCCUCUGAUGUAACUUGUCGUGCCAUAUCCGUUGGAGCUGCCGUGGUUGGAGCUUAUUAUUAGAGAAAGCAAUUUGCUGCCAUGACCUUUCAGUCUAGCCAGCAUCAUCCUCUUUGUUCCAGUUCCAAUGCCAAUUUUCUAUUUUCUUAAGCCUUUGUCGAUUUAUCUCCUGAGCAAUCAUUAUUGGUGUUGAGAUCGUUGCUGUUGCUACUACUAUAGUCGUGGGUGAUGCAGCUGCCGUUUUGGUCAUCGAGUAUAGCACGGUUGUUGCCAGAACCACCGCCGGGGCUACCGCUGCUUGAUUCAGCCGUUCUUUCUUUGUUUCGGAUUUUAAGAUACCCAGGAAAGUUCACUUCAAGAAAGGCACAAGAGUGGAGCCACCGCGUCAGCAGCCUCCAGCUACACCUCCUGUGUUUUCACCAUCCGAUGACGAUGACUGGCUCAUCCCUCCGCCCCCUAGUAAUGGUGGUGUCUCCACAGCUGCUCCUCUGCAACCCUUUCAUCCACCCAGGAGCGAACCAAGACCUGAGCCACAGGCCGCUAACGGUUCACAAGUGACGGAACCGUGCAAUGAAGACAUUGACCCAGAGGCGAACGAGGUAGAUUCGUUUGAUGAACACAUUGACAGGAUGUUUGCUGCUUCUGAUGCUGGCAAGCGCAAAGGACAAAAGACUACCGAGUUUUGGGAUGUUGAUCUCAUUGGUAACAAAUUCUGAAGGAAUAGUCAAGCAAGCUAAAAUGAGUGUGAGGGAGGCUAUGGAGCGGUCUCUUAAUGGUAGCAAGAUCAUACUGAGGUUCAACGAGGAACUGCAAGCAGUGGGAGAUGGAGCUGGCAUGUUGAGUGGCAUUCUAGGAGCGCUGGGAUCUGAUUACAGCAAAUUUCCUAUCUGUGAAAAGAGUUGGGCUAAGGUGCGGGGCAAAGACAGGGUUUAUGAUGAUUGCAUAAAGGAGAUGUUCCACUUUCAGGAUAGCAGUGGUAGAAUCAAGAAAACACUUUUGAAACAAAUGGGGAGGUCUUGGAAGGACACAAGGGGGAGGCUGUAUGACUCGCAUUACAAACCAACAUUAACACUUGAGCAGAAUCUUGAGAAGCGCCCGGAGGGAAUUUUGAGAGAGCAUUGGAGGUGGUUCAUUGACUAUCGUAAUGAUCCUGCAACAAAGGCGAAGUGCAAGCAAAACGCGCUGAAUCGAUAGAAGCAACUUUACACGCACACUGGCAGUUCUAAAAGCUUGGCUAGGGCAAGGGAAGAAGAGUCACAAAAGUAAGGGAGAAUAGUUGGCAGGGGAGAAGUAUGGAUCCUAAAGCACAAAAGAUCUGAUGGCAGCUAUAUACAUGAAGAAGCUCGGAGGAUUGGUGAAAAAAUAUCUGAGAUUGAGUAGCUGGAUGAAUCUACAAGAAUAUUAUCAGAAAAUGAUUUCCUUGCCCAAGCUCUCGGUAAAGAGCACCCGGGUAAAGUGUGUGGGAUGGGAUACGGGCCGACACCAAGUCAACUCUUCCGUCCGAGUUCGCAGCCGCCGGUGGAUAGAGUUCAAGUAGAAGAGGCUCAAAGGAUGCUGUGUGAACUACAGGCGGAGGUGACAACCAAAAAAUUGAAGAGGAAUGCAAUAGAUGAUGAAUUAGCAGCAGUGAAAAUUAAUAACGAUAAGAUUCUUCAGAUAAAAAGAUGUUAAAAAAAUACGCAGGUUUGUCAAAUUAAUUAAAAUAAAAUAUUAAAAAAAA
Arachis ipaensis is the source of this 2051-nucleotide messenger RNA. RefSeq lists its product as uncharacterized. The record is from RefSeq and is a predicted model, not a curated record. NCBI's taxonomy places the organism in Eukaryota, Viridiplantae, Streptophyta, Magnoliopsida, Fabales, Fabaceae.